Molecule: messenger RNA, 2112 nt
Organism: Haemonchus placei
Lineage: Eukaryota; Metazoa; Nematoda; Chromadorea; Rhabditida; Trichostrongylidae
Source: the annotation of a GenBank genome assembly
AUGAUGACCUUCGACCGAUGCACUCGACUUCUAAUUAACAUCGUCGUCAUCGGAAUCGUCCUGGUGAACUCUGUUGAGGACGACAACGAGCUUGUCAAGGUGUGCCAUCCGAUAGCACUUCGUUUGAAUGUACUGUUCCUUUUGGAUGGAUCCGGGUCGGUGUCCGGCCCAACGUUUGCCAUGCAAAUGCAAAUGCUUGACAAAAUCGCUUCGCUGAUGAAUAUAGGCAGAGACAAGAGCCAGAUUGCUGUUCUACAGUAUGCCAGCUACACGAGACUUGAGCAUAGUUUCGAAGAUCGCCAGAGUCACGAUGAAUUGAUGUCCAAGCUAAAGAAGAUCCGUCACAUGUCCGGAACGACGAAGACUGGCAAAGCGAUGCUGAAGGCGCUGGAUAUGUUCAGGAAAGCAAGACGUGGCCACGAACAGAGUGAUGUCUCCCAGGUAGCAGUGGUAGUUACCGACGGACACUCACAGGACAAUCCGGUACCAGCCGCAGAAGCUCUACGAGCAGCCGGAAUCACCAUUCUGACGCUGGGCAUCGGAGAUCACAUAAAUCGGGAUGAAAUCGUUCGAAUCAGUGGCAAAGACGAAUUGGCAUUCCAAAACCUCCACAAGAACGUAUCGCUCGAACAUUUUGUAGCCGGUUUCAAAAAUCUUUCACAAGGAGAACAUUGCGAAUAUGCUAGAGGAAUAGAAGGAGCUGAAAUCACUUGUGGACCAGAUUUUGUGCAAGUAGGAAUAUCAACUACGAAGAAGUUAAAGGGCCGAUUGUUCUUCGAAGGAUACCAUCAGGAACCUGGAUGUUCGUCAGUGGAGGAUUAUCUCAUUGGAUCUGAAGAUAAAUCUCGAUUCGAUGUGCAUACCAUUGCACCUCAUGGAAAAUGUGGCCUGGUAAAGGUGUACGAGGCGGAAUCCCGAGGCUUUGUGAUUUCCUCCCGAGCGGUGCUUCAGUUUGAUCGUCGAUUCGCUACCGAUAACGAUCACACAUUCGAGAUUCGAUGUUUCUACCCCGACAAGAAGAAGACAGUUAAGAGUCCAGAAAGAGCUCAAGGAGUCUCCACGUUGCUGACCGGGGCCGAUUUGAACUGGCGAGUGAUCAUCUGGUGCAUUACUCAAAAAUCGAUCAUCAACAGCCUCGAUUAUUCCAAAAACGGCAUCGUGACAGCCGUCGGUAAAGCUGUUCGUUUCGCCGAUGUCCCCGUCGUGAAAUUCUCCUGCAGACUUCGCUUCUGUAAUCUGUCCGAUGAACAAUGCAGUUCCGGAAUGGCUCCUCAAUGUCGGACAAAACGUGAGACCCUUGAUAAUGAUGCCAGUUUGUCGAAAGACGAACAGAAGGAGUACGACGUCUACGAAGACGAUAACGUUGAAGAACGAAAUUUGGAGCCUGAAAUGGCCACAGUGGCUCUAAUGGACGAGCCAACAACUACAGUGUCAAUGCCACUUAUCUUUGGUGAUCCCUUGAGGACCGCGAAAAUUCCUUUACGAAGUGCUUCUUUGAUGGAACCGUCGGACUUUCCAUCUGGCGGGAUAGACAUAAAGUUGAAUACGAAACAAGUAGCUAUUGUCAGUUCCGAUCAUGCGAGGGACCGUUUCAAACAGGCUCUACAACUUCGUGCUAACGCACAACCAGUUGCUGGGAGUCUCGACAGUCUGGACACUUCACUGCCGAAUGGAGUCCCUCGACGAGCUGCGCCGGCAAAAAGCACAUUCAACGGCUUAGCCGUGAAACACGUUAAAGGCUUUGUUCGGCAGUUGCCAAAACCGCUCAGCAUUCAAGAGAUGCACCAACUACUGCCUACCUCAUCCAGUACUCAAGAACCGCAAGAGACAUCCACCACUGAAGCACUCGAAGAGGAUGACACAAGUGUUAUCGAUGAGGACGCAGUCCUUGAAGAUAGCGUAACAACUACCACCUUGGCCACUACCGACGCUCCAACUCCAACUAGUACGGUUAGUUACACUUCGGCGACUUCGACCUUCCCACCAGCCAAGGAAACUGUCGUGGAUGACGACGAGAUAGAGGAAGAGGUAGUUGUGGUUAGCGACAUGAUUGUCCUACGAUUGCCACACGAAACGUUCAUUACUGGUUGCAAUAAACACGCUAGCUGUUAA